CUAGCUAUAGCUAGUGAAUCAUUCAAAGCAGAUACUGUGAAAAAAGCAAUUUUAAUUUUUUCAACAAAAAGAAAUGCCAGAGCCAGUGUGAUUGACACUUAAAUGUGACAGUUGCAGACAUGACUAGAUAAGUGUCGUUGCGCGUUUUGUACACAAUGAAACGUUGCAAACGGUCUCGCAACGUUUUCCAAACAGUCUAUUUUCAAAACGAUCUAUUUGACAACGAACGUCCAUAACAAAUAUUAUUAUCCGUUCCAUAGUUCUAACGUGGUAGUAACUCUUGAGAAUAUGGGGUUAUUUGUUGAUGUCAACAAAUAUAAAAUGCCGUACGGUUUCCGGUAUAUUAGAAUAGGAGCUAUCUAUCUCUUUCUCAUAGAUGUCGUAAAAGGUGGCUAAUAUACUUACAUGACUGACAUACACUUGUAGAUCGUUGUCAAAGUUAGUUGCAACGUUUGCGUUGUAAAGUUGACAAAACGUUGUCCAAACGAUUACUGUUAAAUAACGCCCAGUCCUAACUAGGGUACCUAAAUAUAAACAAGACAACAAACAAACAAGACACCCUGUCUUAUUCAAAACAUUCUGUUUUUCAAAAUAAUUUCCUUUUUGAAUUUAUUUUUCUUUGCCAUGGAUUCUCUGUUGAAAGUUAAUGAUGGAAUCUAUUAUUACUUCUUGAUUGGUGGAUUAUUUCUCAGUUAUUUAAUUUAUCGAAUAAUUAAUUCUGUUUUUGGAGAUAAUAAUUAUAUACAAACAAAUCUACGAUUGCGAGGACAUAGUUGGAGAAGCAUUGAAUGUAAUAAAUCUUUGCCAUACAACAUAUAUUGUACUGUUUGCGGUAAGCUAAUGCUCCCGCUGGUUGGUUUAUUCUGUGAGUGCUGUGCUCUGAGCGCCUGCAAAAGAUGUCAUGGAGCAAUAGGAAAGAAAAUUAGGUGUAAACCCAUAACAUGGCCUACAGAUAAACCUUUCUAUCAUCAUUGGGUAAAUGUUGGAAUACCACGAGGUGACGACAGCAUUGAUAAUAUAGAAGACUGUAUCAAGAAGUUUUUUUGUAGCUGGUGCCAGAGAACUAAGAUCUGCCCUGAGAAUUCAUUGAAUGAAUCGGAGGUAUGUGAUUUUCAAAAGUACAAAAACAUUAUAAUUCCUCCACCUUGCGUCCAAGUGGAAAAAGGAGAGAUCAGGAGUAUUAAGCCAUUACAAGAUAAAAAUUGGGAACCUCUUAUAAUUUUUGCAAACCGGAAAUCAGGAAGUAACAGGAGUGACGAGGUGCUUUCCAUUUUCAAAGGACUUCUAAAUCCUAUACAGGUGGUAGACAUCAGUAGUACGCCCCCUGAGAGCGUACUGAAAUGGCUGCCGUCGCGGUGCCGAGUGCUGGUCGCCGGUGGGGACGGCACCGUCGCUUGGAUCCUCAACACUUUAUUAAUGACUUCACAUGUCAAAGCUGCCGUGGGCAUCCUGCCUAUGGGAACGGGUAACGACCUGUCGCGGGUGCUGGGCUGGGGCGCCACUUGCGGCUCUCACUUAGACGCGCACUCCAUUGUAACCUCCCUUAGACAUGCGCAAGAGCAGCCUCUUGACAGAUGGAAGAUCACUAUAAAGCCAAAGCGCCGCCGGUUGGGUCGGUUACGACCGGACCGGGUGCUUUAUGCCUACAAUUACGCCAGCAUCGGCGUGGACGCACAAGUAGCCCUCGAUUUCCAUCGCGCUCGCACACAGUUCCUCUAUAGAUAUGCUAGCAGAACGCUUAAUUAUAUGGCGUACGCGUUCCUCGGAGCUGGGCGCGCGCUGGACGCGGGGCGGUGUGACGCGCUGGAGCGGCGCCUGCGCGUGCGGGCGGACGGCGCGGCGCUGGCGCUGCCGCCGCUGCAGGCGCUCGUCGCGCUCAACAUCCCCUCCUGGGGCGCCGGCGUCGACCUCUGGCGUUUGGGAAAUGAAGGAGAAGUACCUGAACAGAGCUUAAAUGAUGGAAAACUUGAGGUAGUAGGAAUCUCGUCGUCAUUUCACAUAGCUCGACUACAAUGUGGCCUAGCUGAACCCUACCGCUUUACUCAGGCGUCUAAAUUAACGAUUGAUAUGGACGGUUCAUGUGCAAUGCAAGUGGACGGCGAGCCGUGGAUGCAGGGCCCCGCCGUCAUCAUCAUAGAGCACGCUGGUCAAAGCCUAAUGCUGCGUUCUAAUACGAACGAGGCAGAUUGAAAUGUCUGAAAUAAUAAAAUUAAACAUUUAGUUGGAACCACUUGCGAUACGAUACGACGCGACAUAUUAAAAAGCAUACCCCAGUAAGUACGCCAAGUUCGGAGGUCAAUGUCUACAAUUUUUUUUCAAUUUUUGAGAAAAAAUUUAAGAGUAUCAUAAAUGUCAGAAUUUUCGGUUUUGACAUACAUUUUUUUUUAAUAUUUAUGAAAGACAAGUUACGAACUAAAAGAGAACCAGAACGUCUUGAAAAAUGUUUCAAGUAGAUUUUUUGAGACUUAAACAGUGUGCUAUGAAAAAUUAAAUAAAAUUAGAUACUAAUAAAUAAAUUAGUUUGUAGUUUUUAGGGGUUAGUAACAUAAUGUGCUAGCACGCCGUCAUAGCAGGAAAAUAAAAUACAUUCCAAAGACGUGGCCGCGUCGUGUCGUAAAUGCCUUAGGUUUAAACGAGUAUCUAAAUAUGUAGGUAUGUAAUAUAUUUAAUUGUCUCAAAUGCAUGGUUGCACAGAUGUGAAUAUAGUUAUUAAAGUCCUAAGUAUUAUGCAAAUAAAAGUUUGAAUUUGAAUUUAAGUUUUAACGCAAGUUUUUUUUAUUCCUUAACGAUAUGUGAGCAGACAAAUUAAAUUCUGUCAUAGAAAUCAAUUUUAAACCUGUAGAUUAAGCGGACUGUCUCAACACACAGCCCCACAGUACAGUUACAGAAAAAAAAGCCAUCAAAUACAUCCUGUAAAAAACCCAAGUCUCGCAGCUCAGUCUUUCUUUCGUAAAAAAUUGUGAGAUCCAUGUAAUACCAAGUCGGUUAAUCUAUUUAGUCUCAUAUUUAAAAGGACCUUGUGUCUUAAGUUAUUACAUUUAUUAUUUAUUAUCAUGCCAAUAUUAAAAAUAUUUUACGUUUAAACAAAUAGAUCGACUUGGACAUUGCAUGAAAACACAAUUAGGUAAUUUUACAAUUAUAUUAGAUUCUUUAGUCUAUCGCGCCUCACGCGAUUGAAACUCUCGUCUCCAACAAGCUAUAAAUGUAUUAUCUUUUCCAGGCUUGUUUUAUCCACAACGAAAUUAUAGGGGGAAAAUAGCCUGAAUUGCUUCGAGAAAAGGAUGGUACGGCCGUGUCGCUUUUUUUGCUCGACUUGGCGGGGCACUGCCGUGCCCCCAGAUUGUGCUUA
Molecule: messenger RNA, 3349 nt
Organism: Amyelois transitella
Lineage: Eukaryota; Metazoa; Arthropoda; Insecta; Lepidoptera; Pyralidae
Gene: Dgkepsilon
Product: diacylglycerol kinase epsilon
Exons: 12
Coding region: 625-2190 (521 amino acids)
Molecular function (GO): ATP-dependent diacylglycerol kinase activity
Source: RefSeq, a predicted model, not a curated record